This is a messenger RNA of Oncorhynchus nerka (sockeye salmon), 3100 nucleotides long. RefSeq names its product L3MBTL histone methyl-lysine binding protein 2 (gene l3mbtl2). The transcript has 19 exons. NCBI's taxonomy places the organism in Eukaryota, Metazoa, Chordata, Actinopteri, Salmoniformes, Salmonidae. Gene Ontology annotation, molecular function: zinc ion binding; chromatin binding. Gene Ontology annotation, biological process: negative regulation of DNA-templated transcription. Bases 214 to 2784 code for a protein of 856 amino acids. Gene Ontology annotation, cellular component: nucleus. The record is from RefSeq and is a predicted model, not a curated record.
GCUGAUUUUGCAAAGUUGUUUUAAAGCGAAGGGAUUCAAGUGUACAUUGCUAGAAUACUAAUAAACGAAAGUUAAGAUUGCUUUUACAGUGUUGAGUGCAGCCCCAGGAGCAGUGGUAUGACAUCACACGAGACAACAAGAAGAAAGCCCUGACUCUAGACUUUGACUGCCAGACCUCAUUCUCAAAACAGUCCAAUCACGUGCCAGAAGACGAUGCCCGAACGCUGUGUGGCGUAUGGGUGUGGCAAGUCGUGGGAAGAUGGUGUUACUCUGUAUAAUUUCCCUAACAAUGACACAGAGGAGUUUCACAAAUGGGAGAAGCAGGUCCAGCGGACUCGGAGCAACUGGACCGCCUCGCCGAACUCCCAGCUUUGCUGUGAACACUUUGGUAAGGAGUGUUUUGAAAACAAGCCCUACCCCGUCCUCAAGGCUCUCGCUGCCAAAGGACAGCUGAAGCUGAAGGAUGGGGCUGUCCCCACAGUGUUCAUACGGCCCCCCUGCACCUCCUGUGAGGGCUUCGGCUGCAACGUGUGCACCCCCAAAGCCCAGAGACGUGGCGUCCCUGUAGAACCACAGGAAUAUGACACGGAGGAUGUUGAGGGGGGACCUCUGCAGUCGGAUGACACUGAUGCAGAGGAUGACGAUGAAGAUGACGAAGAAGACGAAGAUGAAGAUGAUGAAGAUGAGAUGGAUGAUUCUUUUGGAGAUUACUACUCUGCUCUCACUAUAGAUGACGGACCGGUGGUGUGUGAGAUGUGUGGCUUCAGCGGGACCAGAGACACCUUCUAUUCCAAGACCAAGCGUUUCUGCAGCGUCUCCUGCUCCAGAGCCUACUCCUCCAACUGCAAGAAGUCCUCUAUCCUGGCACGACUUCAGGGAAAGCCUCCCACCAAGAAGGCCAAGGUGCUGAUUAAGACUGCCUGGUCCACCCAGAUGGGAAACAUGAUUGCUUCUCUGGGAAGCAGUCAGGACAACAGCUCCAGCUCUACUGGACAGGAUGUUGCAGCAACAGGAAACUUUGACUGGGGUGCUUACCUGGAGAAGGCAGGCUCUCUUGCUGCUUCAGUGGCCUGCUUCAGACAUGCGCCACUCUGUGCCCAGUGGGAUGACAUCACAGUGAGGUUAAAGGUAGAGGUCCUGAACACUAGUGCCAUCCUACCCAGUAAAGUGUAUUGGAUCGCCAGCAUCAUCCAACUUGCAGGCUAUAAAGCUCGGUUGAGGUACGAGGGCUUUGAGGAGGACAGCAGCCAGGACUUCUGGUGCAGCCUGGGUUCUGGAGACAUGUACCCCAUCGGAUGGUGUGCCAUGACCGGCAAGCUGCUGGUGCCACCACAGGCUGUGCACCAGAACAUCUCUGACUGGAAGGAGUAUCUGAUGAACCGGCUGGUUGGAGCCAGAACUUUGCCUGUGGACUUCUAUAUGAAGCUGGCCGAGAGUAUGAAGUGUCCGUUCCGUACUGGCAUGCGUGUGGAGGUGGUGGACCGCACUCUGGUGAGCCGGACACGGCUGGCAGUGGUGGACACUGUGACCGGAGGCCGCCUAAGACUGGUCUAUGAGGAUGGGGAGCAGGAGGCCAAAGGGGAGCCCCUCUCUGAUGUCUGGUGCCAUAUGUGGAGCCCCCUUCUGCACCCAGUGGGCUGGUCCAGCAAAGUGGGUCAUGUCAUUAAACUGGCUGACGUUGACCACCCAACAUUCCGUAAGGUGUACUGUGAUAGCGUCCCCAUGCUGUUUAAGAAGCCCAGGACUGUGUACAUGGAAGGAGGCUUCUUUGAGGUGGGAAUGAAGCUGGAGGCCAUCAAUCCUGUAAACCUGGGCAACAUCUGUGUGGCCACUAUACACAAGUCAUUGGUAGCAGAGAACUGGAAGGAAAGGCGGCCAAAGGAGGUGUUCGCUUUGGGGAUGACCAGUGAAAUAUACCUGCUGGAGCACAUGCUACGGGUGCUGUUGGAUGGCUACCUGAUGGUGGGCAUUGAUGGCACAGAUGGGCCGGGUGAUGGGUCUGACUGGUUCUGCUACCAUGCUUCCUCCCAUGCCAUCCUACCCAAGGGAUAUUGCCAGAAGCACAACAUCCAGCUCACACCACCCCCUGGCUAUGACUGGAAAACCUUCUCCUGGGCAAAAUACCUUGAGGAGAAGGGAGCCAGAACAGCGCCAGCACAGCUCUUCAACACGGACGGCUCAGGUCACGGCUUCACUCAGAAAAUGAAGUUGGAAGCUGUGGACCUGAUGGAGCCGUGGCUGGUGUGCGUCGCCACCGUGAGGCGCUGUGUGGGCCGGCUGCUACUGCUGCACUUUGAUGGCUGGGAGCCGGACUUUGACCAGUGGGUGGACGUUCAGUCACCAGACAUCUACCCAGUGGGCUGGUGCGAAGUCACAGGAUACCAGCUCCAGCCACCCAUUGGACCAGAUCCUGUUGCAAGUCGCAAGAAACACAAGCCUAUGGGGAAAAAGAAGAAAAGAAUGGUGAAGAAGAAACUGGCGAACCUCAUCUCCAAGAACCGCCCCCCAAGACGUCCGAGCCAACAGUCUGAACCUGAGGCCGGAACCCCAGAACAGUCAGACCACACAUCCGUCACACAGCAGAUUAAGACUGAACCUGAGGAGCAGGAGAUCAUAGCAGUGAAGGUGGAGGAGGUGGAGACCCCCAUCGCACCGACCCUGCCAGAGGCCCAGGUCCCUCCACCCUCCCUGGGGGUGGUCAAGCAGGAGCCACAGGGAGAGGACCAGCAGAAAGCAACAGACAGAGGUGGAACGUUGAGACUCACUGAAAUUGAUAUACCCUGAAUACAAUUAUCCAAACUGACCGUAGAUGAAUGUCUGUGGUUAACUUCAUUCUACACCAUCACAGCCUUGGAUCACCUGAAGAUCAGAUGAGUCUGUUGAGCCCCACUUCUGAACAUUCUCAGCUCUGGAGCUGAAUAAAACUGUUCCAGUUGAACAGAAAGGCCAAUACUGUGACACCCGUUAAGGACAUUCUUUCAUACAUUGAAUAACAAACACCCAGUCGAUGUUGUUGUAUAAUGUUUAUUUGUUUUAUAUCCAGAUUCCUUUUCGUUGUUGUAUAUACAAUCCUGGAUUAAAGUACUUCAGUGAACUGGUU